Molecule: messenger RNA, 1515 nt
Organism: Papaver somniferum (opium poppy)
Lineage: Eukaryota; Viridiplantae; Streptophyta; Magnoliopsida; Ranunculales; Papaveraceae
Product: O-acyltransferase WSD1-like
Exons: 6
Coding region: 51-1433 (460 amino acids)
Biological process (GO): triglyceride biosynthetic process
Cellular component (GO): plasma membrane
Molecular function (GO): diacylglycerol O-acyltransferase activity; long-chain-alcohol O-fatty-acyltransferase activity
Source: RefSeq, a predicted model, not a curated record
CUUUGUCUCUCUGUAUCUCAAGCAGUAACCUGUCACUUUACAAACCCGCCAUGGAAGAAGAAGAGCCUGUAACCCCAGUCGGGCGGUUCUUCGUGCAGGAGGAAAUUAACCAAGUUAUCAACUGCGUAAUAGGUCUCAAAAACCCAAUUAACAUAGAAUCCAUUAAAGCCGAAAUAAAGAAUUCCAUCAUGAUUCAACAUCCUAGAUUUCAAAGUGUUCUAGUCAGAAACAAGAACGGUAGAGAAUAUUGGGAAAGAACCCAAAAUGUGAAUUUAAAUAACCACAUAUUUCUCAUUCAAGAUGCGGAUGAUAUCUGUACCAAUGAUGAUGAUGAUGAAAUCGUGAAUAAAUACGUUGCAGAUCUUACAGUUUCAUCGCCUCUCGGUAUCGAUAAACCCUUAUGGGAACUACAUAUAUUGAAGGAUCAAAACGUUUUAGUAUGGAGAAUUCAUCAUGCUUUAGGUGACGGGGUUUCGUUAAUGUCUUUGAUUUUAGCUAUGUGUAGGAAAGUUGAUGAUCCUGAUCAGUUGCCCGCUAUCCCAAAGCCAGUCAUAAAAAACAACAACAGAAGUCGUCGUGAGAAUAUAUGGGAACUGGUAAUGAGAAUCUGGUUGAGUUUUGUGUACACAAUGGAAUUGUUUCUUAGAUGUUUGUGUUGUAAAAGAGAUGGUAAAACCAAGAUAAGUGGUGGGUCUGGCGUUGAAUUCUGGCCAAGAAAAUUAGCUACCGCUAAGUUCAAAUUAGACGAUAUGAAAGCUGUCAAGAAUGCCGUCCCUAACGCGACCAUCAAUGAUGUUCUCUUCGGAGUGAUUUCGGCUGGAUUAUCGCGAUACUUGGAUUAUCAUCAACCGUCAAAUUCAAAAGUGCAAGAGGGGCUUCGAAUCACAGGAUUAGGAAUGGUUAACCUCAGGAAACAGCCUGGAUUACAGGAUAUGUUAGAAUUGGUGAAAAGCAAAUCAGUGUCAAGUUGGUGGGGCAAUAAAUUUGGCUUUAUAUUACUCCCAGUUUAUCACCAUAGAAACGUUGAUAACGAUCCACUUCAGUAUGUAAAGAGAGCUAAAGAUAUGCUUGACAAAAAGAAGCUCUCUUUGGAAGCUCAUAUCGCUUAUGCAAUUGGAAAUUUUGUAAUGUCAUUUUUGGGUCCCAAGGUCGCAAUGUGGCUUAAUAACAGAGUUUGCAAUACAAGUUUUACGAUAUCAAAUGUUGUUGGUCCACAAGAAGAGAUUAUGUUUGGAGGAAAUCCAAUAACUUCAUUUAGAGUAACCUCAACUAGUUUAUCUCAUGCACUCACGAUGCAUAUUGUGAGUUAUGCUGGAAAAGCAGAAAUGCAGAUUCUCGUGGCCAAGGAUGUUAUACCGGACCCUCAAUUCCUCGCCAAGUCUUUCGAAGAUGCAUUGCUUGAAAUGAAGGAUGUUUCUAAAGAUUGUAUUUAGACCCAAGAUCCAUAAUAUUUGUAGAAGAGUGACCGCAAAUUUACCACAAAAAGAUUAAGGUACAAAUGAGAUUUUUCCUUCC